AGAUGGCGGUUUAUGCUUACAGUGAUUUGUUUACAGUGGAAUCAUGGAUUUGUUCCCAUUUCCCGUAGGACAUAAUGGAAAUACAAAUAAUCUGUUCCAGGGUCAAAUCGUGGCCAUCAUGACAUUUUUAACUGUACACGCAAUGUUUUAAGUCACAUUACAACUGUCAUACAUGUGUUGCAUCAAGUGCUGUAUCGUAAAACCUAAAAACGAUAAAUUGCAUUCUCAACCUUCACUUUGAUGACUUGUAGUAUAUUGAUGAUGGUGAGUCGAGUGUCAUACAAGUGUAAAAAGAAGUUCAUCAUAGAUUAGCAGCCAGGACAGAGGCGUGCACCACUUUUCCUACAUCGCAGUCUAUGGUCGUCGUCAUCAUUAUACUUUACUAAAAAGCCAAAGAAAAAGCUGGUCUUUUGUCUUUUGUGAUGUUGUGCAUGACCUACGAAAAUGAUGACUUCAGGUCCAUUGGACAUUGGCGGUCCUGCUGUGUUUUGAUUGUUAGCAUUACACAAAAGCAGAUGAAAGGGGCGGGGCAUAGGCCGAGAUGUGGCUCCAGGAUUAUGUAAACAAACAUUGCAAGGUUUUUUUUUCCACUUAUUUCUUCAUGCAAUUGAAAUGAACAUUCAGGCAGGAGGGGGCUGUCAAUUUAAAUGUGGAAGGAGUGUUUUCGGUGGAGGUUUUACACUCAGCGCUAUUCUCGUCAAGACAAUUGACAUCAUUACAAGGUGUUGGCCAGUGCUUUGACAGCUGCUGUUGAAUGCAGCUUUCUCCCACUAACUAAUCAUUAUCAGCUGUUUUCCUCUGAGGCUCGUCAUGUGUACGGUAUUGGUUGAAUGAAAGGCUUGGAAGACCACUGUGUAUGGUAUUCUAGUGAAACAUGCUGUGCCGUUAUUGUGUAAGAACAUUGAUGAAUUAUGCAGCCCACCUCGCUCUAUUAUUGAGCAGCUUCGCUUGCCUUUUUAACCAUAAAAGUUUUGUCACCGGGCCGGGGCACCUUGAGACGUGCUUAUGCCAUGGUUGAUGGAUUAUUAUCUUCCCACAUUUCCCACGUACAGGUAUAUAUCACAUAUGCAUGCAGACUGCCUCAAAUAGAUUUGGCGCUACCUGUUUGCCCUCACUCAUAAACACAUCAUAAUGGGGCCUUCUGUGGAUGUACUGUCAUUUCCAGACAGGUGUCAACGUUGUUGAGGGGAUAUUUAGUACACAGAAGGAUGUCACAGGGCUCCAUCUUGCUUGUGGCAUUAAAAAACACAAAAAUAACCAACAGAAGAAAGUUCAUUUAGAUUUCUAAAAAUUUUUGUUUUGCGUUUCAUGUUUUUUUUUCCCACUUGUUGUCUCCUGCAGCGUCCAACAAAAUUCCAUGCAUAUGGAUUCCAUACAAUAUUCACACAUCUAACACAGGAAAUAUACCUUUCAAUGUUAUUUUGCACGGCAAAAAUAACACGAUUAACAUGUGUUUUGGAGUCAUGAGCACUUUAAGGCUUACUAAUGCUAACGCUAAUGCACUGGAUUAACAGCUUUUCAGUGUCUUCAUGUAACGUUUGCCUAAGGAUGGAUGAGUCUCACCUAGGGACGAAGGUCAUUGGAACCCUCUUACCUUCUUCUUGUGUAUAUGAUCUGGCUGAGCUGUUGAGAUGUAUUGCUGGUGUUUGCAUGGAGUAGCAGAUGGGGGUGGGUGGGUGUAUCUGUUCCAUCAUCAGAGGAACAGAGGCAUUGAUCCACUCCCAAAUGAUCCAGAGCCAAAGUGGGCUGUUGCUGAGAAAAACAUUAUUGAUCCAAAAGGUGGAGUGGCGGCUGUAAUAAAUGCCAGUUGUCAAUGGCAAAACACAUUUACUGUAUUGUACGUUAGAGGAAAAACAGCAGUGAAAAUCAGCUUGAAAAGAGCUAGUGUGCAUUCUCCUUGACUAACUGUGACCUUGUCUGUUGCUAUCUUGAUUUAACCCCGCUGCCAUUUGCUCUGUGAAGUGUUGUGAGUGCCCUGAUUGUGACUUACAGCUCGGCCAGGUAAUAGUCUGCUCCACACUCCUCAUCUGAUAGGACACUUAUUAUCAUUUGGCUUGGAUGGACUUUGACUUCUGCGGCAUGCGAUGUGCAGACACAUCAUAGCAUGGCGGAGAAUAGCACUACACUUAAAAUGCAAUACAUUCUUUAAGCUCCUUUGCCGUCAAUACUGAAGGAGUUUAUUUUGUCUAUGCAAAAUAUCUCAGUACUCACCAGGUGAACGCUUCGGGAACUCAAUCUGCCUGACGGGCCCUGGACUUUUAUUAGAUUCUAAAUAAUUUAUGCACCCUGCCUGUUGUGUUGGCUUACGCUGACAGACAACAUCUCCAAGAGGAGGCCACGACCCGUUAGCGAUGAAAGCAAUACACUGGAUGUGAUUACAGUAUUGAGAAAACAAAUCACCAAAGCCAACCGCUUAACGUUACACCACCAUUUUUCAGUUGUAGUACUUUCACCAAAGCAGCUGCAGAAUUCUAAAAAGCAAAUGGCAAAACAACAGGUUACUAAAGAUGCUAAUCUUAAUUAAUGGGCCUACCAUGCAGCUUUUGUUUACUUUUUCACAAAAUAAAGCAUUAACGUUUAUUUUUUUAAAAAGCUUUACUGAAUAAAAUAAAAAGUAAUGUGAUUUUUAGGUAGACUUUGCUAAAAAAAAAAAAAAAACUUUUGAAAAACGCUACUGCACACAAUUAAAAGUAGCUUACAGUGUGUAUAUAUGAGUAUGUAUUAUACAAUAUAUAGAUAUACCUGCAUAGAUUGCCUGUUCAAUGAUUCCACAUUUCAACACGAGACAUUUACACUUAUAAUAUUGCAACACAAAUUAAUAAUACGUAAUGUACAUAGGAAGCUGUGUUUUUUUUUGUAUCUGUCUUUCUAUCUUUUAUAUUUUUGGCUACCUUUCUGGAAGUUUAACACGUACGCACACAUACACGCAAUGACGUCAUUCAUUGUGGCAGCGCCACUGAUUUCCUCCAAUGACGCAUCAACUGUCAGUGGCUAGCCAAUGAUAGUGCAGGAAGGCGGAACUUAAACAGGAACUGGCGGUUCAAAUGCAGUAUAACUAGCUAUGCUAACAAUAACAAUGGCUAUUACAUCACCCAAAUUACACCAGUUAAAGCAAUAGUUACUGCUUUUGCGUCACGAUUACUUUACUUCCAUUGCUACAUUUGAGCCGUUUGUUCCCCUCAUGGCGACUGUCCCUUUAAAAAAAAAAAAAAAAAAAAAAGAAGAAGAAGAAGCGGAGCCUCGACUUUGCCCCCUCCCUCUUCCUACUAGUGGAGGAUGUCCAUAUGGCUUCCUCUUGUUGUCUGGGCUGCCAGCAACAGCGCGCCAUCACUUGAGAGGGAGGAGACUGUCCCAAUUUACGGCGAAGAAGAAUUCGUAGAGGGGAGCUUCCCGAUGGGGCAGUUAGCCAGAUGACCCGGCGACGGAGGUUGAGGGGCGAACAUAUUUCCACCGCGAUCCGGACUUCGAGAGUCUGCUCGGGCGUGCUGCUGCUGCUGCGCACGUCCUCGUCCUGCAGCCUCGCCUCUCUCUCAUCAAUCCAACGGUGCAGGACCCGCUUGCUCCUCAGCCGGCUACCACAAGGCAGAUGAUGAGAUGUCCGGGACCACGUCGCAGGCGGAGCCCGUAGAAGCCACGGCUCGGACGGUGCUGCUCAACCGGACCCAGACCACCAAGUUCUGCGACAACCACGUCAGUACCACCAAGUAUGGCGUCCUCACCUUCCUUCCCCGCUUCCUGUACGAGCAGAUCAGGAGGGCCGCCAACGCCUUCUUCCUCUUCAUUGCACUCAUGCAGCAAAUCCCUGACGUGUCACCGACUGGCCGCUACACCACGCUGGUCCCGCUCAUUUUCAUCCUCACAGUGGCGGGCAUCAAGGAGAUCAUCGAGGACUAUAAACGACAUAAAGCGGACAACACGGUCAACAACAAGAAGACGACAGUGCUGCGUAACGGAGUCUGGCAGACCAUCGUAUGGAAACAGGUGGCAGUAGGAGACAUAGUAAAGGUGACCAAUGGCAGGCACCUUCCGGCUGACAUGGUCAUUGUGUCAUCCAGUGAACCACAAGCAAUGUGCUACACAGAGACCUCCAACCUGGAUGGUGAAACCAACCUGAAGAUCAGACAGGGUCUUUCCCUCACCGCAGGCUUCCAGACCCUGGAGGAUUUGAUGUCCUUGUUCGGUCGUUUGGAGUGUGAAGGUCCAAACAGACACCUGUACGACUUCACUGGGACACUAAAGCUAGAGAACCAAAAUCCUGCUCCUUUAGGUCCAGACCAGGUUCUGCUGCGUGGCGCUCAGCUCCGGAACACGCAGUGGGUUGUGGGAAUUGUCGUCUACACCGGCCAUGACUCCAAACUAAUGCAGAACUCCACCAAGGCACCGCUGAAGCGCUCCAAUGUGGAGCGGGUGACCAACAUGCAGAUCUUGGUCCUGCUCGGUAUCCUCCUGGUAAUGGCCUUGAUCAGCUCCGUGGGCGCUGCCAUCUGGAACAGACAGCACACAGACGAAUCCUGCUGGUACCUCUCACGAGUUGGCGACAUCUCUGCUAACUUUGCCUACAACCUGCUGACGUUCAUCAUCCUGUACAACAACCUGAUUCCCAUCAGCCUGCUGGUCACACUGGAGGUGGUCAAGUUCACGCAGGCCCUCUUCAUCAACUGGGAUAUGGAGAUGUACUAUGCAGAGACGGACACGCCAGCGAUGGCUCGAACAUCCAACCUUAAUGAGGAGCUGGGCCAGGUGAAAUAUCUGUUUUCUGACAAGACAGGCACCCUCACCUGUAACGUCAUGCACUUUAAGAAGUGUACCAUUGCAGGAAUUACCUAUGGCCACUUCCCUGAUCUUGACUGUGAUCGGUCCAUGGAGGACUUCAGCAACCUGCCGUCCAACAGCCACAACUCCACAGAGUUUGAUGACCCGACUCUCAUCCAGAACAUCGAGAAAGGCCAUGUGACGGCUCCUCACAUCUGCGAGUUCCUGACCAUGAUGGCGGUGUGCCACACAGUAGUGCCAGAGCGAGAGGACGACCAGCUCGUCUACCAGGCCUCCUCACCAGACGAGGGCGCUCUGGUGAAAGGGGCCAAAGGUCUGGGCUUCGUCUUCACUGCCAGGACGCCGCAUUCUGUCAUCAUCGACGCUAGAGGGAAGGAGUUGAGCUAUGAGCUGCUAAACGUGCUGGAGUUUUCCAGCAACCGCAAACGCAUGUCUGUGGUGGUGCGAACCCCCAAUGGGAAGCUCCGCCUUUACUGCAAAGGCGCAGACAAUGUGAUAUUUGAACGCCUGACCGUGGACUCCCACUACAAAGACUUGACUGUCGCUCACUUGGAGCAGUUUGCCACAGAAGGCCUGAGGACUUUGUGCUUCGCCUACGUGGACUUGGAAGAAGACGCCUACCAGGAGUGGUUGAAGGAGUACAACCGGGUCAGCACCGUGCUAAAAGACAGAGCUCAGAAACUCGAGGAGUGUUAUGAGCAACUGGAAAAGAACCUGAUGCUGCUGGGUGCCACCGCCAUAGAGGACCGUCUCCAGGCCGGCGUCCCCGAAACCAUCGCCACUCUCAUGAGGGCUGACAUCAAGAUCUGGGUCCUCACCGGCGACAAGCAGGAGACAGCCAUCAACAUCGGUUACUCGUGUCGCCUCGUGACGCACGGUAUGUCCCUCAUCAUCGUCAACGAGGACUCUCUGGAUGCAACUCGCGCCACCCUGACGGCUCACUGCUCAUCCUUGGGUGACUCUCUGCGGAAGGAGAACGAGCUGGCGCUGAUCAUCGAUGGCCAGACGCUGAAGUAUGCGCUGUCCUUUGAGCUGCGACAGGCCUUCCUCGACCUGGCCUUAUCUUGCAAGGCGGUCAUCUGCUGCAGGGUGUCCCCGCUGCAGAAGUCCGAGAUCGUGGACAUGGUGAAAAAGCACGUGAAGGCAAUCACGCUGGCCAUUGGCGAUGGCGCCAACGACGUGGGCAUGAUCCAGACGGCUCAUGUGGGCGUGGGCAUCAGCGGCAACGAGGGCAUGCAGGCCACCAACUCCUCAGACUACUCCAUCGCGCAGUUCUCCUAUCUGGAGAAGCUGCUGCUGGUCCACGGUGCUUGGAGCUACAACCGUGUCACCAAGUGCAUCCUCUACUGCUUCUACAAGAACGUGGUGCUCUACAUCAUUGAGCUCUGGUUUGCCUUUGUGAACGGCUUCUCGGGUCAGAUCCUGUUUGAGCGCUGGUGCAUCGGCCUCUACAAUGUGAUGUUUACUGCACUGCCUCCAUUCACUUUGGGGAUUUUCGACCGGCCGUGUAGCCAGCAGAACAUGCUUCGUUUCCCUCAGCUUUACCGCAUCACCCAGAAUGCCGAGGGCUUCAACAGCAGGGUGUUCUGGGGUCACUGCAUCAAUGCACUGAUUCACUCCAUUAUUCUCUUUUGGUUCCCUCUGAAAAUGUUAGAGCACGACUCGCCCUUCGAUAACGGCCAAGGCAAUGACUACCUUUUUGUUGGAAACAUGGUCUACACGUAUGUUGUAGUUACAGUGUGUCUAAAAGCUGGAAUGGAGAUCACCGCUUGGACCAAGUUCUCCCACCUGGCGGUCUGGGGAAGCAUGGUCCUCUGGCUGGUCUUCUUCGGGGUCUACUCGGCCAUCUGGCCCACCUUUCCAAUCGCCCCCGACAUGCUGGGCCAGGCUGGCAGGGUGAUGCAGUGCUGGUACUUCUGGUUGGGUCUGGUCCUGGUGCCAACCGUCUGCCUACUCAAAGACUUUGCUUGGGCGUCGACACGUCGCACGGUGAGGAAGUCUCUCCUGGAGGAGGUGCAGGAGCUUGAGGCACGCGCCGUGGAUCCGGGUGCCGCCGUGCUGAGGGAUGCCAGUGGACGCAGUCUAAACGAACGUGCCCAUCUUCUGACAAGAGUUAGGAAGACGGCCUCCAGCCUCGGACGCUCCAACUCUGUGCAGCAGACCGUGACACAUGGCUACGCCUUCUCCCAGGAGGAGCACGGCGUGGUGUCCCAAUCCCAGGUCGUGCGCUCCUACGACACCACCCGCCAGCGGCCCAGCAUCUAGCCACGCCCCCGCCCCCGACCGAGUUGUCAAGACGGUGAGUGGAUCCCUCAUAGCUGUGGCCUUACUGGGACCUGGACUUGUUCUUUUUGGAGGCUAACUCGAUUGAGACGAUGGGGAAGAAACUUCAAACGUCAGUCCUACCCACGCUAGGCAUGACGAGUCGAACUCAGAGACUGUUAAUCAACCUCAGCCUGGGUUGGAUUCAUUCAUGCUGCUGCUGCGUCUUUCCUGUGUGUGUGUGUGUGUGUGUGUGUGUGUGUGUGUGUGUGUGUGUCCCCCCACAGUUCCCUCUUUUUCCAUGAGGUGUUUUUCUUUUGCUCCUCACUCAUCGCAUGCCGACAUCAGAGAGCAGAGGACGUCCAAAUAAACACACACGGAUGAAUUCCUCAGAGCGGGAAAAGAGCCGAGCCUCGCUGCCAAACACCACAGGGAUGCUACUGAGGCAGAACCGACCCCCCUGCCCCAAAAAACCCACCCUCCCUUACUGCACUACAGCAUCCUUCCUUAUCUCCUCACUUCCUAUCUCUCCAUCUCCAAUUUCUACGACUGGACUUUUUCUUUUUUUUUUUUUUCAUGAUGAAUGCUUCAUGUUUUUGUACUCGUGUCCUAGAGGGAACAUUCUACUUGAACUAGAUCUACAAUGCAUCUAAACAGAAGGGAUUCCGCAUGGAGACGCCGGCUUCUUGUGGUGUGUUUUUUUUUGGUUUUGUUUGUCUGCGUGUUCUGUUGUGAGUCAACGGUUCUGUCUGUUUCUCGCUCUUUCUUUCUUUCUGCUUCUUCUGGAAUGCCAAGACUGAAAGCUUGUAAGAGGGGAUUGUCCAUCCAAGUCAUCCUAAUCAUUAAAUCUAAUCAAUCCCAACGUCUCUGCCGUCUCCUGGCUGGAAGGCGCAUACUCUCCACGCCGUUAAGUAGCGUUUCCCACAAAAAGCAAUUGUUAGUCGUGGAAAGCGCACAUGUUUUGGUUCUUUUUAGCGUGGUUGCAGAGCCUUGCACACAGCACAAUGCAUAUUUUUCUAGGAAAUCUUGCUAGUUUUCUAUGACUUCAUGCUAAAUUCUUGUGAGCGUUUGACUUCAUUUUUUUAAAUGAACAUGUAGUUUCAUAUACAUUACAACCUGGUCAAAGUUUCUUUUUGGGGGCAUUUCUGCCUGUAAAAGUAACGGAAAUAAUCCAGGGUCAAUUUAUUAUUAUUUACUGUUAACAUUUUACUAGUGUAAAAAUAAGUUCAAACGUAAAGACAUAAAAACACGUCUAAUUUUGUCUUCACAUUGUUGCCGUCGUAAUUUUUGGGGGGGGAUUCUCAUACAAGUGUAAAAGGAAGUUAACCAGUGUUAUUGUUUUUAUAACUUACAGUUGGCUUCAAAAUGAUUGAACCCUAAUUGUAAAUUCCAUUUAUUUACAUUCAUAAACUUGCGGUCGUUAGCAAUUGAGGUAGCUCAAAGUGGCAGCAGGUUUGGGAGUUGAGUUGGACUCCAUCUUCAACCUGAAAAGGCCCAACAAGCUCAUCUUUUAAUAGUUCCAGCCUUUACCUGUACUGCCUCUCCACCUUGCUGGCGUCUGAGUUGGAGUGGAGCUUUCAGCCACGGGCCCAUCCCUCUGGUCCAAAAAGAGUCACUCAUUUCAAGUCCAUAAAACCUUUGAAAAGUCUGUCUUCAGAUAUGUCUUGGCCAAGUCCUAGCCUUUCAACUUGUGUGUCUUGUGCGGUGGUGGUGGGGGCUCUGAGCGCUGAACACUCCAGGUAGAUUGCAGCUCUGGAAUAUGACAGCAUUGGAGGAUAAUGUGUUCCUGGGGGCUUCACGUUUGCUUUUUCUCAAAUAUUUGGCAGUUAAUUUGCAUGUUUUUUUCUCAACACGUUUUUUGCGACCCUUGUGUGCACUUGCAAGAAAACGUUUAAUGGUUUUGUGGUCACACCCUAAUAUAACGGCAGCUCCAAGCGUGCUGCAUCCCUAUGGAAGAUCUUCUACAGUUCUUGACUUUUCAGAGUCUGUUAAAUCUCUUUUCUGGCCCAUUUUGCCAGAGGAAAAGAAGCUGCCUGAUAAUUGUACACACCUAAUAAAGGGUGUUGGUCUCCUAAGGCCACACCCUCCCUCACCUGGUAUGCGUAAACCCAAUAGGCAUUCAGGUUUAUUCAGCUUGGGGUUGGAAAAUAUGCCUAAAAAUGACAACAUGGUCAAAAUACUGACUUGCCUAAUAAUUGUGUACACAGUAUUACUUGUAGACAGUAUUUUAGAGGUGUUUGGGGGGGGCAAGAAAAAGUAAAAGGCUGAAGUGAAGUCUAACAUGGUCUAAACGCCAACAUUUUGAGCAACUUUUUCACACAGUCUGAACUGCUUGACUUCCAAACUUCCUCUGUUUCAAAAUCCCUCUUCUCCCACGCUCCUUUUCCUGACGCAGACCUUUAGGAUUAAUACACUCCCCCCAGUCCCUGGGACUCAGGAGUCCAAGUAGAGAUGCCUUUCCCACCCACCUUCCUGGACGUGCAGUAUGGAGAAUCCAUCUCCGUUCUUGCCAAGCGCUACUUACCAGCGUCACACCUCCAUGUUGUUGUGUUGAUGUGACAGCUAAUAGUGAGCGUGCACAGUGUGUGUCUGUGCUGUGUGUGUGAAUGUGUGUAAUUGCUCUUUCAAGGAGAUUAGCAACAUGAGACAGCUGUGCGUGCAAAACUCUGAACCAAGGCCCUUCCUCUUCCGAGUACAUGCUGUUACUCAGCACAUACUCGCCUAUCAAAGGUCCCCUACUGAGCCCAAGUGGCUUUUGAAUGAUGUACCAGUGAUAAGUGUUCCUACAGCCUCUUAUGAGCAUCAAACCCUAUCACCUCCCUCACUUGUGUGCUCUACUUUUGAAAGAAGCGCCCAUUUUCAUUUUCUAAAAUAAAACAUGGGAUCUGUAGAUUUGAUGAGAUGCGGGCAGUCCCUCACUACAUCACGGUUCGAACAUGGCUCCUUCACUCUAUCGUGGUUUUUUCCAAAAUUAAUGAAUAAAUCCCGCUGUUUUGUGGUUGACUACGGCCUAUUCGUCAAAUAAAAUGCAUAUGUAAGCAAAUUGUAAAUAGUUUUUGCCCAAAUUAGGCAUUUUCAAGCAUAAAAAUGGUCAAAUGAAGUAAAAUACAAAUAUGAGCCAUUACAACCACCGUUCAACUUAUGAAUGUAGUAUUCUACAUCAGUCACUCUGUCAGUAAUUGUUCUGUGAGACAAGUGCCAGACUUGAUUGCCGGAACAACAGGCUUUUAUUGCAGGUUUAAUGAUCUCACAACAGGCACAAUAAUAAUCAAAAUCGCAUCAUAACCCGGGUUACUGUUGCGGCCAUAGUCCACAACAAGCUAAAACCCAACUCUGAACCCCCUACGUCACUUACUGUCCGCCACCGAUUCUGCCUCCCGACCACGUAAAAUGGCUUAUUUUCUGAUCAUAUACAUGAUAUUGGGUAAUACAAAUGUAAAGGGGACUAUAGGGGUGUUAUUUCAUGUCUACAUAGCUUUAAUAACGUCAUACAACGCAUUCAGAAGAUCGUAAACAUGUUUCCUAUGCCAAAACUACGCUAAAUAUCGCAGUCAAGUCUGGAACCAAUUAACCACAAUAAACGAGGGAUUCCUGUAUUUAGUUUUUCGUCAGUGAAUAGCUAAACUAGCAUGAUGUUGCCGCUAAAUGUGUAAUGUUAACACUGUAGCUCACAGUAGCUCACAUAGUUAUGUUACGUUUGUCUCUACUCCGUUGGACACGUGUUAGAGUGUACAUGUAAAAUAUGGACAACGUGCACAAUAGCGCUUCUUGGAGAGACACACUAUUGGACAAAAUCAGCUCAUUAAAGCUACACACGCACAAAAGGGAGUGUUCUAGCAGGGCUGACCAGAAGUACUUUUAAACAGUCAAAAUUCCAGCAUCAAUGCAACACAGUUGCAGUACACUAUUGUGGCACCUCUGACACUUGAAACUGAACCUGGACCUGAACAGUUCACUUGCGAUGGAUUCAAUGACCUGGAUGAAUGAGAAUAUUCAAAUACAAAUACUAUUAUAUGCAGCUUUUAUGCUUAUGAAAAUAAGAAACUGAAGCUGCCUUGAAAUUUUUAUUUUUUUAUUUUUAUCACUCCUGCAUCCAUUUAACAUUCU
Dunckerocampus dactyliophorus (ringed pipefish) is the source of this 11142-nucleotide messenger RNA. RefSeq names its product ATPase phospholipid transporting 8A2 (gene atp8a2). Bases 3595 to 7038 code for a protein of 1147 amino acids. The transcript is spliced from 36 exons. Gene Ontology annotation, molecular function: ATP binding; ATP hydrolysis activity; ATPase-coupled intramembrane lipid carrier activity. Gene Ontology annotation, biological process: phospholipid translocation; neuron development. Gene Ontology annotation, cellular component: plasma membrane. The record is from RefSeq and is a predicted model, not a curated record. NCBI's taxonomy places the organism in Eukaryota, Metazoa, Chordata, Actinopteri, Syngnathiformes, Syngnathidae.